AUGGCUCCCGGGUCGAGUCAGGCCGGUUCGGGCAAAAAGAAUGCCGCCACGAUGCCGAAGCAGAGCCGCAAUACCACUCCCGCCCCUGUGCCUUCAGCCAGCCUACCUCCUCAAGAAUUCUACGACCCAGAUUAUCUUAACACGAGGGUAAUUCUGUUUCGAAACCUUAGUUAUGACGAUCUUGUCGACCAAAGCGCCGUCAAUGCGACGGUGCCCGACUCCAAGAGCGUCGACGCGAUGCUAGAAAAGCUAAAAAACCUUGUAAACAUAAUGGAAAAGCGAUCUACAUUCUACGACCGGGGCAUGCGGCAUCUUGCCGACGAGCGAAAGAAAAGACCUGACGACUACGAUAUGCGCGUGGACGGCGAGCCGGAAGGGAAGAGAACCAAACACAAGAGAAAGAAGGGCUCCGAGUCUCUGGGGCAAGAAGAUCUGUCAUCACCUCUCAAGGACGCCAAGCGCAAGCAUUCUCGAGGAGGCUCUGCGAGCUCGUCUCUAUCGCCGCCUGCUGCCGGGUCGCCGUCCGCGAUGGACGUUGACAAGAAAGCGAAAGAAGAGAACAAGGAGGAUGAAGAGGAUGAAGAAUCGAGUUCCGAAGACGAAGGCGCACCGCCGAAACGGCAACUCCCUGCCGCACAAACGUUCGGCGAGGAUCCGUCCACGUUCCCUGACCCGACCGUCUACGAAAUUCGCCCUGUUCACGAGGGCAUGUCCGACGAGGAAAAGAAGGAAAUUUACUCGGUGGCAGUCUAUCCCAAAAACGACCUGGCGAAUCUCAUUGCAGGUGAUCCACCCGACAAUGACUUUAGUAAUGCCAAACCCAGCAGUCAGAUCAACUUUUCGACAUUCUCGACAUACAUCGAUCCGUACUUUAGACCAUUUUCGGAGGAGGACUUGGCAUUUCUACGAGAACGCGGCGACCGCGUGACGCCGUUUGUCAUGCCUAAGAGGGGGAAGAGGCACUACACGGAAAUUUGGGCCGAGGAGGACGGAGCCAUGUCUAUUGACUCGCCGCAACAGGGACGUGAUAAGCUUCCUCCCAAUCAGCCGAGAGGCAGUAUAGACAACAUGAGCGACAGCAUUGGCGAGACGGAUUCUUUGUCGAUAGGGCCUCUGGCCUCGCGGCUGUUGCAACUGCUGCGACCCGAGGGCCGUUCGCAAGGGUCUGAUGAUAAGCCAGCGGUUAAUGGCGUGACGAAUGGUGAUGUUCCCAUGAACGGCGAUGGCAAUGGGGAGGAGCAGGCUGGCGAAGACAAAACGAACUCGUUUCCGCCAGCUACAUACAUGGCAGAAUCGUCGACGGAAGCUUGGAAGAAGGCGACACACCCUAAACUCGAGUAUGCGCAGGUUGACGAGCGGCUCAAGCAGGAGUUGAGGCAUAUUGGUUUUCUUCCCCAGGAAGUAUUUGAGAGCGAAUACGAUGGGCAUUACGACGAUGAGGUUGCGGGCAGGCUACGGCUGUUACAGUCCCGAUUGAAGGAGCAAAUGCUGAUCAAUGGAGCUCGCAAGGCACGGUUGACAGAAUUGGUUCGUGAGCGAAUGGCUCACCAAGAGUACCAGACUAUUCUCGAAGAUCUCGACUCUCAAGUCCAGGCGGCAUAUCUGAAGCGGACGCGGACCAUGGGCAAGAGCAAGAAGACGAAACGCCCCGGAGGAGCGGGUGGCGGCAGCCACUUCGUGGGGGGUGCUGCAGGCACGGCACGACCAGGCAUCGGGGACCAGACCAAGACGCUGAUGGAGCGGAGGAAGCGCUGGAUCGAUACGAUAGGCUCGGUGUUUGACGAUGAGAACCUGGGCAAAGUGCCGAGACAGAAGGACCCGGACAGCUCCAUUUUCAAACCUGACAUCAUGGCAGAUCUGAUCAAAAAGGAGAAGGAACAAUGGGACGAAGAAGUUGAAGAGGAAUAA
Molecule: messenger RNA, 1908 nt
Organism: Metarhizium acridum CQMa 102
Lineage: Eukaryota; Fungi; Ascomycota; Sordariomycetes; Hypocreales; Clavicipitaceae
Gene: NGG1
Product: Transcriptional regulator
Biological process (GO): regulation of transcription by RNA polymerase II
Cellular component (GO): SAGA complex
Molecular function (GO): transcription coactivator activity
Source: RefSeq, a predicted model, not a curated record